Messenger RNA from Hypomesus transpacificus, 1386 nucleotides. Its product is annotated as regulator of G-protein signaling 21. Bases 195 to 749 code for a protein of 184 amino acids. The transcript is spliced from 5 exons. The record is from RefSeq and is a predicted model, not a curated record. NCBI's taxonomy places the organism in Eukaryota, Metazoa, Chordata, Actinopteri, Osmeriformes, Osmeridae.
UGAAUCGCAGCUUCAAGUUCCAAUGGGCCCGUCGAUGUGUUCAUGACUCUGGUAUUCAGCGGUCGUGUGCUGUCCUGUCUGAGCGUCACCCCGACACUCCCAACCUGAGAGACUUCUCUGGUCCGGAACAGGUAGGCAGGAGACCACAGUGCAUUUGUCUACUCAGGUGAAGUAACAUCACCAGAAAUGUCAAGAUGCCCAAACUGCUAUUUUCAAGGAUACGGUCGUACGAGUUUAAGGAUUUGAUUCGGACAAGAAAGACGCUUAGAAGUAGAAACAAACAGAAGAAAGAUAUCCAGUGUAUUUUGACCAAUAUAAACCUUGACUCCAAUGUCACAAAAGACAAUUUCCAGGGUGACUAUGUGGCACAGCCAACACUUGAACAAGUGUUAACCAACAAAAGGUCCUUUGGAGCUUUUAGUUCUUUCCUACGUUCUGAAUUCAGUGAGGAAAACAUUGAGUUCUGGAAAGAAUGUAAGGAUUACAGGGAAAGGACGCCCCUUGCUGACCUUCCCUCAAAAGCAGCAGAGAUCUGGCUGGCGUUCCUGCAUCCUCUGGCUCCUAGAGAGGUCAACAUCGACCACAAUGUCCGAGAGAAGAUCAAGAGGUCCAUAGUGAGUCCUGGUCGCUGCUGUUUCGACGAGGCACUGAGUCAGGUGUACUGGCUGAUGGAGAGAGACUCGUUUCCCCGCUUCCUAAAGGCUGAGGACUGCCAAAACGUCAGGCAAAAAAACAAGGAUCUCUGGUAGAGGUCAAACUCCAGAAAGGACAAUUGUUUUUAAUGUAUUGAACCUCUCUGCUUUUUAAGUCAGUCUUGUUUCAAGCAAGUUCAGUUUCUUGCUAGGGAAGUACAAGACCAAAAUAUCAGUUGGAAAGUGCAGCAGGGACGCACAAAAAACACAAAAAAAGACAAAAAAACAUUAAAAAAUCUACAAAUUACUAAGGAAAGCAAAGAAUGAAGUACUAAGUGGCUUCACUUCCAAUUUCCGAAACAGUGUUAAUUUUUCUAAUGGGUGUCUCAUUAAGUGACUCCAGUAGUGCUCACAGCAGUGGUCUGAAUCCCCCCUGGGGAUGGAUGAAACAGAGGAGGAAGCAUGUGAGAAGAGCCGUUCAGCCUGGAGAGGAAGUGACACGUAGGUGGGAGAGGAAGUGACAUGUAAGUGAGAGGAAAUGACUUGAGAACAAACAUAUAUUAAAGAGGAUGUGGUGUUGGAGAUUUUUGAAGUGGAGGAGCCUCAAGUUCAGAGACAAAAGAGGGCAGUUUGGACUGGUGUGUCAAAAAUAGAGUCGGAGUUUGCUGCCAUUUGGAUGGCGUGAAGAAUUUUGAUCAAGGAAUGCAAAACGAAUGAACUGUUCAGUCUUCUAUUAAAAGUACAUUUGUGUGAA